CUGAUCCGACUCUCCAUAUAAUUUAUAAAGGUUACCUGGUACCUAUCCUACAUUGCCGGGCCAAGUUCAGUUAUCUGUUAUCCACCUCAGAAUCAGACAUAGUUCAUAAUGAUUUUAUAGUGAGAAUACUAUCACAAUGGCUACAACUCCAAAAGUUGGCGAUAGAUUGUCUUACGACGGUGCUGUUUGUACAGUUCGAUAUGUCGGCGAAGUUAGUGGUACAUCUGGUAGCUGGCUUGGCGUCGAAUGGGACGACCCAGCUCGCGGGAAACACGACGGUUCUCACAAAGGAGUGAGAUAUUUUACUUGCCUAUCUAAAUCCGCAACGGCCGCAUCUUUUGUGCGGCCGACACGACCUAUAGAGAAGCCGCAGAGCUUCGUAAGGGCAGUAACCGAGAAGUACGCCUCCGAGUUAGAGAAGACAAUUGAAAUCAGAUUCUCCAAUAAAGUAGCAGAGGAGGUUGGAUUCGAAAAGAUCCAGCGCAAGCAGGCCCAGUUAUCCGAACUGAGAGCCGUCAUCGUUGAUGGUGCACGUAUCGCAACGGCUUACUUGGAGGGUGAUAGUUCCAUUAGGGAGACGUUUCCUAAAAUAGUCGAGUUGGAUCUCAGCCGGAAUUUAUUUCAGAAAGUCGAAACUGUCGUGGCCAUCUGUUCCGAGUUACCUAUUUUACGAAGUCUACGUCUAAAUGGCAAUCGAUUUCAAGACAUACUAACCGACAAAGGUCUUGAAAAUGCAGAGAGCUCCUUACAGAACAUUAAGGAUUUAGCUUUGGACGAGACUCUCAUGACCUGGGAGGAAAUCUGCCAUGUUGCGACCAAGUUUAAGGCACUUUCAACCCUCUCAUCCAGUGCGAACCACUUGUUCUCUCUGCCCCAAACCCAGUUAUCGACACUCCUUUCUACUUUAACUUCUCUGGAUUUGGAGUUCAACAACUUUACUACUAUCACGGAUGUCUCCAGCCUUGCCGCAUUGACGUCACUUCGUAAUCUUCACCUUAAGGGCAAUUUCAUCAAGACGAUUUCUCAGAAUGCAUCCGAUGAAUUACCUGUGUUUUCGGAAAGUCUAAAAUACCUGGAUGUCUCAUAUAAUCAAGUCUUAUCGUGGGAGUUCGUCGACGCGCUACCAACAUGCUUCCCUGGUAUGACGUCCCUCCGGUUCUCGCACAACCCUAUAUACGAUAAUCCCGAUCCUGAAUUCUCUACCAAUUCGAAAGCUAUCACAGAAGAGGCGUACAUGUUCACGGUCGGCCGCUUGGCGAAUCUUAAGAUACUCAACUUUGCUACCAUAUCGAACACCGACCGUCAAGAUGCGGAGAUGUUUUAUCUUGGUCGUAUCGGCAAACACUUAGCUACUGUUCCGGAAAACAAGGAAGCUGAAGUUAUUAAGCAGCACAGACGCUAUGCUGAACUAUGUGAGCUAUAUGGCCCACCGGUUGUUAACAGGCAAAAAGAAAUCAAUCCGGCUUUUCUGGAAGCGAGACUGGUUACGGUACAUUUCAUCUUCCACCCCAAAGAUAAAGGUGGUGAAAUCAUAGAGAGAACGACAAGGAUUCCGAAGAGUUUCGACAUAUAUGCCGUGAAGGGUAUCGCUGGAAAGCUGUUUGGGUUGAACCCGCUUGGCGUACGCUUGACCUGGGAGACUGGGGAAUGGGAUCCGGUUGGAGGAUUCGAUGACGAAGUUGAAGACAGCAGCGACGAAGAAGAGGAACAAGAGAAAGGCGAAGCGGGAGAAGCCGUGGAUACAGGAGAGGGCUCUCCAGUAGAUACAAAGACUGGCAAGUGGGUCAAACGAGAGGUAGAGCUGCAAGACGGGCCGCGGCAGCUUGGGUUCUGUGUUGAUGGCUUGGAGGCGAAAAUCAGAGUUGAGGCCUGAUGAUGAAACGGUAAUCCAAGCAGUUAUCAUUCUACCCGUAUGAGAUUUUAUAAAAUCGAAGAGACUAUUCAAACUAGUUUAAGCGCCCAUCUUAAUCGUGUACUUUAAAUAGCCCAAGCUGGGAAAUCUCUCGACAAGAAAAUGAGAGCAGUGAGACAGGCUAUGUACAUGCCUUAGACUGCAGCGUUUUGUAAAUAGUGUCUAACACCAAUCCAUCUUUACGGGCUCGACUGCAUGAGUUUUACAAACAGACAAGCGCUGCAACGCUGGCAAGCAAAC
Messenger RNA from Daldinia caldariorum, 2152 nucleotides. RefSeq names its product RNI-like protein. NCBI's taxonomy places the organism in Eukaryota, Fungi, Ascomycota, Sordariomycetes, Xylariales, Hypoxylaceae. The record is from RefSeq and is a predicted model, not a curated record. The coding region runs from base 137 to 1873 and encodes 578 amino acids. Gene Ontology annotation, molecular function: protein binding. The transcript has 3 exons.